AUGAGCACCCCCAACAAGCGACGGAAGCAGAAUAAUGGUAAUGCCUUGCCAGCUCGCAGUUUGGAGCAUUUCUUCGGCAAACAACGCGCAAAUCAGCAGGCCGCGAAAGAGCAGGUGGGGGAAGGUGUUGCAUCUGRGAGGGUAGGAGAUGGUAUAGUCAAGGAUGAAGGCGAUGAAGAAUGGACGGACGAGCAAUUGGCUCGCAAAUUACAGGCCGAGUGGGAUGCCGAGGAAAUGGGGCGGCAGAGCAAUGUAAAUGGCAACGGCAAUGGAGAUGGUCAUGGCAGUGGAGAUGGUCAUAGCAAGGAAGAUAUUCAUGGAAAUGGAGAAGGUCAUGGAAAUGGCCAUGUGGAGGAUGCAAGAAUCAACGACACAGCAAAGGGGGAAGAUAAUCCACCUAGGAAUGCAUUUGCGGGCAUGGGAAAGAAGGAAAAGGGAACCCUAUCACUACAAUCAGCUACAGGAGAUGAAGACACAACAUCCCACAGCAUUCCCUUCGACGAAUCACCCCUCACUUUCAACCCUCAGACCUACCUUCCCGACCUGAAGAAGCAGUGGGCAGCCGAAGAUGGCCUGGCAACAUAUGCCCUCCUCACCCAUUGCUUCGUUCUCGUGAAUAGUACCCAAUCUCGCAUCAAGAUUGUCGAUACCCUCACCAACCUUCUCCGAGUGCUGAUUGAAGGAGAUCCCGACUCGUUACUGCCCGCCGUCUGGCUGGCCACCAACUCCAUCUCCCCACCUUAUAUCGAUGUAGAACUCGGUUUGGGUGGCUCGGCCAUUUCCAAGGCCUUGAAGAAGGUCUGUGGGCUGGACAACUCCUCCCUGAAGACGCUGUACAACAAACAUGGAGACGCGGGAGAUGUUGCUUUUGAGGCCAAGAAGCGGCAGACCUUCACCCUGCGCAAACCAAAGCCCCUCACCAUCAAAAGUGUCUACGACGCUCUUUUCAAAAUCGCCAAGAGUGCAGGUCAAGGGAGUCAGGAAGUCAAGCAGCGUAUUGUGGAGCGCCUCGUCCAAGACGCGCGAGGUGCGGAAGAGAGCCGGUACAUUGUCCGUACUCUCGUGCAGCAUCUCCGAAUCGGUGCGGUGAAGACGACCAUGCUGAUUGCACUGUCGAGAGCUUUCCUUCUUUCCCGUCCCCCAAAUGCCACCUUCCCCACAAGACCACAGUCGGAACUCCGCAAACUGAACAAGCAAGAUCUGGCAGAGGCUUAUUCUCACGGAGAGGAAUUGGUCAAGGCCUGCUUCGCCCGACGCCCAAACUACAACGAUCUCGUCCCGACUUUGUUGGAGAUUGGGAUCGAUGACGAACUCCUUCUCCGAUGUGGCCUCGCUCUGCAUAUCCCCUUACGACCUAUGCUGGGAAGCAUCACGAGAGAUUUGGGGGAGAUGCUCACCAAAUUAAACGGCCGGGACUUUGCCUGCGAGUUCAAAUACGACGGCCAGCGAGCCCAAGUCCAUUGCGAUGAUGCAGGAAAGGUCACCAUCUUCUCCCGUCAUCUGGAGUUGAUGACGGACAAGUAUCCCGAUCUGGUAGCUCUGGUACCUCAAAUCCGGGGAGAAGGAGUGAGAAGCUUCAUCCUCGAAGGGGAAGUCGUGGCGGUGGAUCGAGAGUCGGGAGAUUUGAAACCCUUUCAAAUCCUGGCCAAUCGAGCGAGAAAGGACGUGGUGGUGCAGAGUGUCAAGGUCGACGUAUGUCUCUUCUCCUUUGAUUUGAUGUACCUCAAUGGGGAGGAACUGCUGGAUCGUCCCUUUCGGGAACGACGAAGUUUGCUGCGAAGUCUGUUUGUGGAGAUACCGAAUCACUUCACCUGGGUGCAAAGUAUGGAUGCCACCUCGGCCGAUUUUGACCAAGUCAGCGCCUUUUUCAAGCAAGCUACGGAUAUCAAGUGCGAGGGCAUCAUGGUCAAAGUACUGGACAAUCUCCCCAACCCCGACCUCCAAGCAGACAUGGACGUCGGAGGAGAAGAUGAAGAAGAAGGGGAAGAUGUAAACAACCUCACCAUCUCCAAACCCCCAGCAAAACCCCCAAAAUCAACCCCCACCUCUAAGAGGAAGAACGACACCACCUCCAAGAAACCUCCCCCCACUCGUCGCAAACCCCUCCUCGCCACCUACGAACCCGACAAACGUCUAGACUCCUGGCUCAAAGUGAAAAAGGACUACAACACCCUCACCGACACCAUCGACCUCAUCCCCGUCGGCGCCUGGCACGGCCAAGGACGUAAACAUGCCUGGUGGUCCCCCAUCCUCCUCGCCUGUCGUAACCCCGAAACCGGAAGUCUGGAAGUCGUGACGAAAUGUAUCUCGGGGUUUUCGGACGCAUUUUAUAAAUCCAAUCGGAAGAAAUAUAAUCCCACUCCCAACCCCGAGGAUGAAGAAGAAGACGAUGGUGGGGCAGGGAAUGGUUGUAACAUCAUCAGUCGACCAAGCUAUAUAGAUUACAUCGGUGAGCCGGACGUGUGGUUUGAACCGCAGGAAGUAUGGGAGGUGGGGUUCGCGGAUGUUACUCUUAGUCCUACGUAUACGGCUGGGAAAGGUUUGGUUGGGGGAGGGGAGGAGAGGGGGAUGAGUUUGAGAUUUCCGAGGUUUUUGAGGGCUAGGGAGGAUAAAGGGUUGGAGGAGGCGAGUACGAGUGGGUUUUUGGCGGGGUUGUGGAGGAAGCAGGUUGGGAGGGGGGUUGGGGGGGUUGGGAAGGUUGGGAAAGUUGAGGAGGGGGAGAAGAACGGGGAGGAGGGAGAGGGGGAUGAGGGAGAUGGGGAUGGGGAUGAGGGGGAGGAUGGGGAAGAUGGGGAGGAUUGA
Ramularia collo-cygni is the source of this 2802-nucleotide messenger RNA. RefSeq names its product related to DNA ligase I. Bases 1 to 2802 code for a protein of 933 amino acids. Lineage: Eukaryota; Fungi; Ascomycota; Dothideomycetes; Mycosphaerellales; Mycosphaerellaceae. Gene Ontology annotation, biological process: mitochondrial DNA repair; double-strand break repair via alternative nonhomologous end joining; DNA biosynthetic process. Gene Ontology annotation, cellular component: DNA ligase III-XRCC1 complex. Gene Ontology annotation, molecular function: DNA binding; ATP binding; DNA ligase (ATP) activity. The record is from RefSeq and is a predicted model, not a curated record. The transcript has a single exon.